ACAAGGUUUGGAUUAUUUUUCGGCAGAUGGGUCAACAGCAUUCGAAACACUAGUAAAAUUAUGUGAUGAUCCGUUAUUGCUUGGCAUACCAUCACAUUUAAUUGACAAAUUAAGAUGCGCUCUACAUCAAUGUCGUAAUUAUUUGAUAACUGAUUACAAAUCACAUAUUUCACAAGAAUCUACAGUCCCAGAUCGUUGUACUGUGUUUGCAUUGUCUGAUCUAAAAGAAAAACAAUGGCAACAAAAAUGCGAACAUCAUCAUAAUGAUCAAUGCUUUUUAUUAGACGAAUCAAUACAAAAACUUCGAUCUCUAAUUGAAAAUCAACAAAUCCCAGACACUCAACGCUCAAGAUUUAUUUAUCGUAUUGAACACAAUUAUGAUUUAAUCAAACAAUGGAAAGCACAUUUAUUGCGAAGUGUACAUCAAGAUGAUGCACGAUAUGAUGUUCUGGAAAAUCUUAAUGCAAAAAGUGUUCUUUUGUACAUGGACUGGGCCAUGAAAUUUCUACCUAUGAAAUAUAGGGAAGCACAACGAGAAUUUUUCGGAAAACGCGGUCUCUCGUGGCAUUUAACAUAUGUGAUUCGAACUCAUCCACCGUCAUCACCGUUUUCAACACUCUUAUCGUCAUCGACAACAUCACCAGCAUCUGAUCAACAAUUAUUUGAACAUAAAACAUAUUGUCAUAUCUUCGAUAAUUGUAAACAAAAUGGGAAAACAGUUGUUAGUAUUCUUCGGGAUGUUCUUCUUCGAUUAAAAUCAUCAAACCCUGAAAUUGAAUUUGCAUGCAUACGUGUUGAUUUUUCUGAUCCACAAGCAGGAAAAGAGCCAUGCGAUCGUAUGGCUGCAACUAUUAAAUGUAAUAUUCGUCGUUACGUUGAUGAAAAACACAAUUGUACAAAUAGCCAAGAAUUUGUUGUGGCGGCACGUUCCACAAAAUAUUUAUCAAUUUAUCAGAGUUUAAUUCCGUCCAAUCCAAUAACAGCAUCAAAUCGAAAACUUGAGUGGACUGGAAUU
Messenger RNA from Didymodactylos carnosus, 1015 nucleotides. The record is from the annotation of a GenBank genome assembly. Lineage: Eukaryota; Metazoa; Rotifera; Eurotatoria; Philodinida; Philodinidae.